Molecule: messenger RNA, 1386 nt
Organism: Asparagus officinalis (garden asparagus)
Lineage: Eukaryota; Viridiplantae; Streptophyta; Magnoliopsida; Asparagales; Asparagaceae
Product: pentatricopeptide repeat-containing protein At3g26630, chloroplastic-like
Biological process (GO): RNA modification
Molecular function (GO): protein binding; RNA binding
Source: RefSeq, a predicted model, not a curated record
CCCCCUCUGCUCCCGCGGCUUUCUCCCUCAUCCCCGCGAGCCCCCGGCGUUCUCAUGGAACCUCCUCAUCCGGGCCCACGCCGACAACUCCUCCCCCCUCGCCGCCGUCCGAGUCUUCGUCCGCAUGCUUCGCGCCGGCGCGAAACCCGACAAGUUCACCCUCACCUUCGUCGCUAAAUCCCUCUCGUUGGUUCUUGAUUACAACCUCGCUGGGGUCGUUCACGGGUUCGCGAUCAAGCUGUCACUGUACGACGACCUGCAUUUUCGAAACACGCUCUUGCGUUUGUAUCUUCAGUGUGGGAAGCCGAAAUGUGGGCGCAAGGUGUUCGAUAAAAUGCGCGCGAGAAGCGUCGUCACGUGGACGGCGCUUCUCUCGGGGCUUUUGGCAUGCGGGGAGCUGGAUGAGGCGCGGGAGGUGUUUGAGAGAAUGCCGGAGAGGAAUGUGGUUUCUUGGACGGCGAUGAUCGACGGAUGUGCGAGGAACGGGAGGCCCGAGGAGGCAUUCGAGCUCUUUCGGAGGAUGAUGGAGGAAAAUGUUAGGCCCAAUGAGUUCACCCUCGUCGCUCUUCUGAUCGCCUGCUCUGAGCUUGGGAGCCUGAAUCUCGGAAGAUGGGUUCACGAGUUUGCGCACAAAAAUGGCGGGGGGUUUAAUAGAGGAGUCUAUGUUGGCACUGCGUUGGUAGACAUGUACAGUAAGUGUGGGAGCUUGGAGGACGCGGUGAAGGUGUUCGAUGAAAUGCCUGUGAGAAGCGUGGCGACAUGGAACUCAAUGAUCACGGGAUUGGGCGUGCACGGGUGCGGAAGAGAGGCGAUAACGCUGUUCAAAGAGAUGGAGGAGGAGAACGUGAGGGCGGACGAGGUUACACUUGUGGGCGUGAUGUGCGCGUGCGCGAGGGAGGGAAUGGUCGACGAGGGUUUUAAGGUUUUUAGGGAUAUGAGGGAGAGGUAUGGGAUUGAGCCCGGGAUUGCGCAUUGUAAUUGUUUGAUUGAGAUUUUGAAUGGUGAAGAGAUUGAGAUCGUUAGGUGUUUGGUUGAGGAACUUGAUGGCAGGGAUAGGAGAACGUUGGCUAUGUGUUGUAGAGAAUAUGGUGAUCUGAAGGUGGAGGAGAUUGUUAGAAGUUGUGAAAGGGAAUCACAUAGCUUUGGUUGUUCUUUGGUGCAGAGUGAAGCUGAAUGCUUCCAGUGGGAAGUAGGGUGAGCAUAUAUAUAUGGAUGAUACUUUGUUGCUAUCUGCAAUGAGUUCAUACAGUGAUGAUAAAUUAUGUAGAAAAUCAUGUAGUGCGUAAAAAGAUAGCGAUGAUAAAUUAGUCUGAUCCAAUUGGUUCAAUAUUUGUGAUUACACACUAUAAUAAUAUUCUGAUCGCGCUAAUAGUGAUUACAUAUUUA